AUGGCGUCUGUGUACCGUUAUCACAUGACACAAGAUCACCGCGAUGAACUCGACGAACAAAAUCUGUUCACGAUCAAUUUACAUUUCGAUCACGUUCUUGAACUCUACUACCCGGAAACCCUACGCAUACCUCUCCGUACAAUCCACCAAUUGUACACCGUCCCUCGCCAGCUCCUCCUCUCGCCUGAGCUCGCUCAAAGAUUCAUUCAAAUCUUGCUCUCCGAAACCGGCGCGUCUCUGGACUUCGUGGGGGCGGCUGCGCCGGAUAUUUCCUCUUUCGCGUUGGAGAUGAUCGUGAACGACGCAUGCAACGCGAACCGACGCGUUCUUUCGAUGGUUCUUGCGGUUCUUGUUGUGACUCCAUACGACGAACACGGUGAAAUUGAGCGCGCGAUUGGGGAGUCGGUUAGGGAGAGUGUCAAGUUUAGGCCGGCUAGUAAGGAAUCGAUAGAGGGGUUGUUGAGGAUUGAAGAUUCGUGUGAGGUGAAUGAAUGUGUGAUAUGCUUGGAGGAAUUGUUGGUUGGAGUUGAAGUGACGAGAAUGCCUUGUGGUCACGUAUUUCAUGGUGAUUGCAUUGUUCGGUGGCUCGAGACUAGUCAUCUGUGCCCGUUGUGUCGAUACCAAAUGCCAUUUUGA
Messenger RNA from Tripterygium wilfordii, 636 nucleotides. RefSeq names its product probable E3 ubiquitin-protein ligase ZFP1. Lineage: Eukaryota; Viridiplantae; Streptophyta; Magnoliopsida; Celastrales; Celastraceae. The record is from RefSeq and is a predicted model, not a curated record. The transcript has a single exon. Gene Ontology annotation, cellular component: cytoplasm. Gene Ontology annotation, molecular function: ubiquitin protein ligase activity. Bases 1 to 636 code for a protein of 211 amino acids. Gene Ontology annotation, biological process: protein ubiquitination.